GCCGGCCACGUGGCGCUCCCGCUCACGGCCUACGACACCUCGCAACCCGCUACUCGCUCCGACUGUGCACCUCUGUCCCAUUGAUAAGCCCUCGUAAAACAAUCACCCCUUGAUUAUUCCUAUUUGUUGUUGUUUUUAUUUUUUUCAAGUACCUGCUUUUUUGAUCUUCGUCAUUUUGUUCUUAUUCCAACAUUUAUUUAUUUUGAUGUUAUCUUCAUGCCUUUUCGGAAAAAUGAGUAAAAUUAACAUUGACAAUAUAAGGAAGAAGUUCGUUUUCAAAAGAAACAAUUAAAACAGUGAUAUAAAAACAAAAACUCGUAUAUAAAUAGUGCAUAAAACCUUGAUAUUUCAAAAUGGAAUCCCAAGUUAUCAUGGACGAUCAAGAAAGAUGCUACAAAAUGUAUAAUAUGUACAAGCGUUCCGAAAGCCUUGAGACAUCACUGUCUGGUCCUCGUGAUACCAAGCAAAGCGUGUACGCUAUGAAUGAUCAGACCUUUCAUACGCCAUCUUUUGGAGACGAAGAGUUUGACAUUCCACUGAUGCACGGGCAGCAUGCGCCAGGUGGCGCUGCGCACGUCACGCAAAUACAAUACGCACAAAUACACCACUCCGCGCCACAGGUUGGAAUGAUGAAUCCGGCACAAGACGGCUUAUCACCACCGGGCGGCGCACCUUCUUAUCAACAACCUCUCUACUUGCAAGAACCUCAUACACCAGUAACAUCACACAGUGGUGCUGGAGCUCCAGCUGGAAAUUAUAUAAUCCAACAACAACCUGGUGGGCAGCAGCGGCUGCUGAUGAUGCAACCAUCUCAAGUAAUGAGCGGUCCACCAACUCCUAGUACUCCAACUCAACCUGGACCAGUGUAUGGAUCACCCCAGCAAGCUUCACCACCUGGAACCACCAGUGAUGAUUCUGAUGACAGUGUACCAUCCCAACAUUCUCAGUUGCCUGGUGAUGCGGAAAGUCUUCUGCCUAUCCAUUAUUGCUCAGCGAGCCGGCAGCAACAAACUACGCUUCAUCAGAUAGGAGUGAGUAACGUAGGUGUUAAAAGGUCAUCCCCUGAACCAAUGGACAAUGGUAUUAAUCGUGGACAAAUGCAAAAGAAACCUAAAGUUCAAAAAAAGAAAAAGAAACGGGAUCCUAAUGAACCUCAAAAACCUGUCUCUGCGUAUGCCUUAUUUUUUCGUGAUACCCAAGCUGCAAUCAAAGGUCAAAACCCUAAUGCGAGUUUUGGAGAAGUGUCCAAAAUUGUUGCAUCAAUGUGGGAUGGCCUUGAUUCUGAACAUAAAAGUGUUUACAAACAGAAAACUGAAGUAGCCAAGAAAGAAUAUCUCAAGGCCUUAGCUGCAUAUAGAGCUAGUCUUGUUUCUAAGGGAGGAGAACAAGAAAACCCAGUUAUGUAUAAUCAUUCCAAUUCAAACCCUCCUUAUGGUAACUACUACCAAGGACAAAGCUAUAAUGGUCAUUCUCCACAAGGCUAUGUCGCAAAUUCUACGCCGCAGACAUUUUCUUCACAAAACUAUACAGGAGGACAAGCUCAAAAUGCAUACCAGGGACAAACUGGACCUGGUUACCCUCCCAAUGCUCCACAAACUCCACAAAAUUACCAGGGAAAUAUGGGACAUCCCCCGCAAGCAUACCAAGGGGUUCCAGGACAAAGUCCUCAGGGUUACCAGGUAAACCCAGCGGCGUCACCUCAAACUUGCCAAUCGACAAUUGCUCAGUCGCCGAGGAGUUAUCAACCGGCACCCUCACCCAAUAAUUUCCAAUCACCGCCCGGUGUCUCCCCGCCGGGGUACAGACAGAUACAGACACAGUCCCCACCCAUGGGCCCUGCACACACAGCUAUGCAGUACCACCACACACAACAGAUGCAGCAAGUUCAUCAAGUGCAACAAUAUCAGCAACAACAAUUACAUCAACAUCAGCAGCAGCAACAUCAGCAGCAGCAACACCAACAGCAACAACAACAACAACAGCACCAACAGCAACAACAACAGCACCAGCAGCAGCAGCAACAACACCAGCAGCAACACCAACAGCACCAGCAGCAACAGCAACAACACCAGCAGCAACACCAACAACAACAGCAACAACAUCAGCAGCAACAACAGCAUCAGACACAUCAGCCUCCACAACAGCAAAUCACUAAAGUAAAAAAUGAACCACUAUCGCCAAACAACAAUGGCAAUCCUGGUGGCAUGCCCCAACAAUCUCCCGAGCAAAGUGAAAGCAGAGGCAUACCGUCAUGCAUCCGACAGGGAUGUACCAACCCCGCAAUUGCUAACAGUGAAUGGGAGGAUGAGUAUUGCUCCAAUGAAUGUGUCGUCAGCCACUGCAGAGAUGUAUUCAGCUCAUGGGUGGCAUCCAACACAAACAACCAAAUCCAAAACUUUUCUGCAGUGAAAUAAAUCUCUACAUAUCUGGUAUCAUGUAACAAUAGUUGUCCCGACACUAUCAUUAGAAUAUUUUAUUUAAUCGUUAAAAAUAUUUAUUAAUUCAAUGUUACAACACUUGUUUUGAUAUUUGUUCACGGUUAUUGUCAAAUUUAAUUGUAUAAAGUAUUCAUUUUAAAUUUUUUUUAUUGUUUUAAGAUAGAAAGUGAUAUUACUUCUUCGUAAUUGUAGUGAACUUAUGAAUUUGAUAUAAAAUAAUCAUUGUAUUGUAAACAUUGUAACUCGUAAGUAAAUGUAAUAUUCCAUAAAGAAUAAUUGUAAAAAAAUAUAGAAGAUAAAACGUAUUCUUAAAUGUAAGGCCAUAAUGAGAAUUAAUUCUCCGAUACUUGUGUAAUGAAAUGCAUCUCUGGCAGGAAUGCCACAUUUAGAUAAAUAAUAUUACAUUUCUCUCAAGAAUCAAUUAUUUCUAGUAUGUACUUUUAUUUAAAUAAUUUUAGUUUAAAGUUAUGUAAUUUUUUCUUUGUACAAGCUUAUUAUGUUCCUUUAUUUUUCUAUAAUGCCGUACGUUUUUAAUGUCGUUAUUGAAAAGAAAACAAUAAUGUCGUUUUACCACAUUAUGUUUGAUUAUUAUUGCUACCACUUUGGUAUAAAAACAACAUUUAUACUCUUAUGAAUAUUUGUGAAACUAAACGGUUAUUAACAUCAAAUGAAUUUCUAACUCAUUAGUCUCACUCUGUAAUAAAAAAAAAACAUAAAUACUGAAAAACAACCAAACUCAAAGUAAAUGAUAGGAUUAUAAUCAAGCCAUGUUCUAGCAAUCUCAAAUUUCAAGUACUAACAUUUUAUUUUAAUUAGUACUUUCAACUAAAAUCUCGUCUUCUAGAAAAGAUUGACGGUAGUUAGUGUGACUUAGUAUUUCGCCUUAAUUAUUACCAAAUAAAGGUAUAAACUGAUCAUUUAUAAGCUAGACCAACAUUAAAGUGUUGAAAAUUCUAUCGUAAAUAAUUGACAUAAGAAUGGAAAGUAGUAAAAUUGUAGACAUUAUCUCCAGAAACCUUUGUCAUUUAUAUAAUUGCAUAUUAGUAAUUAUUAAGGAUUUCACUAUGUUAUUGAAAUUAAUAAGAGUGUACUCAAAAUGUUUUCAUAAUUUUAAUAAAGUGCAUUUAGUUAAAUUGGUUGUCUUGAGUGAGAUUAGUAAAUGAGGACACUGGAACCACUUUAUGUUUUCAAACAAUAUUAUAUUUUAUAACAGAAACAUGUUUGUCAUUUGUUAAAAUUUAAAUUUGGAAUAAAAUGUUCGUAAAUUUAUAAUUGCACAAUAUUUCUAUGCAAAAGAAUAAAAUUUACAAUAAUGAAAAUGUAAAGCAAUAGCAAUGAAGCAAAAUGUGUCUUUGUGUAUAUACAGACUAAGAAAUAUUUAUAAAUAUGCAUUUAAAUUUUUUACAGUAGAAUGUGAUAUGUAUCAAUUUGAAUUGAUGUUGUUGAUAUAUUUUAAUAUCUCGAUUUGCAUGAAUAAAAUAAGCAUGUUUUCUCCUAUAUUUAGAAGAAACCUAUAAUGUACAUUGUAAAAGUUCAUGUCUACUCAUUCCUAGGAAUCGUGCUUAGCAUAGGAUUUAGCUGGACCAAAAUUUCCUUUAUAUUCAAUGCGAUGAUAGUAUAUUAAGAUACAUAAAAAUCUCCUUUUAACGUAUUUUCAUUGAAUUUUUACGACUGUAUAUAAAUAUCUGCAAUAAUAGUUAUAGCAGUAGUUAGGACCGUCGUAAGUCUUUUUGAAUUAAUUUGUAAUUUAUUUAGUAGUCACCCUAGAUUACUAUUUAAGAGCAAAUUCUCUUUAUUGAAUGUAAAAUAAUAAUG
This is a messenger RNA of Papilio xuthus (Asian swallowtail), 4253 nucleotides long. RefSeq names its product TOX high mobility group box family member 3. Gene Ontology annotation, biological process: regulation of transcription by RNA polymerase II. Lineage: Eukaryota; Metazoa; Arthropoda; Insecta; Lepidoptera; Papilionidae. Gene Ontology annotation, cellular component: nucleus. The record is from RefSeq and is a predicted model, not a curated record. The transcript has 15 exons. The coding region runs from base 354 to 2414 and encodes 686 amino acids. Gene Ontology annotation, molecular function: chromatin DNA binding.